GUCCCUCCUCCUCAUCCAGUCCCAGUCUGCUGGCUAAAGGUCUCUCUCUGGAGACGUCCUGCUCUCCGUGCGGCCACCAGGGGGCGCUGGACGCCGACGCUCCCCAGCAGCUCAGCUCCGACCCGGGGCCCAGCUCCUUCUCCUCAGACCCCGCCUCCCUGGAGCGAGGGGCGGAGCUAACAGUGCGCCGCGGCUCCGCUAACGGGCUCUUGCUGGUCAACGACACCGGGCCUCCGGAGCUACCAGCUACCACAAUAACACCAACGAGCAAGAGCAGGCCGCCGCUGCCCGGACCCAAACCUCAGGUUCCCCCGAAGCCCCCCCACCUCCAGCAGCAGGCGGGGGUGUUGAGGCCCCGCCCCCGGAGAAGAUUAGACAUUUUCGCCCUGUUUUCACUCACCGCCUCCUGGGCGAGCGACGACGUGUUUACAGAACCUACUUUGUGGGAACUUGCUUUCGGGUCCCCUACAUCGGGUCGUGCCAGCUUACUCGUUCGCGUUUGGGCUUCCACGUCGUCUGGACUGAGCACAUUCUGGUUUCGUAACGGGAGGGAGGAACCGCCCUCUGAGGUCAAAGGUCACGAUGACAUCACACUGGGGGGAGAGGCUGAAGAAGAGGAGGAGGAGGGAGACGCCGACCUGCACGAUGAAGACGACGAUGACGACGAUGAAGAGUUGGCGGCGGCGUGUCGUGAGGACGUCCAUCAGAAGCGUCUCUCCAUGGAGUCGGGUUACAGCGCCUCGGAGAAACACCUGGAGGACGACGUGGUUGCCGUGGAGAUGAGGGAGCAACAGCCGGCUCAGCUCGACCAAUCAGAGCUCCCCUCAGAGCGCUUGUCCCUCCCCUCCUCACAGACAGAGGGAAAACUGGCCAAUCGGGACAGCGGCAUCGACAGCAUCAGUUCGCCGUCGCACAGCGAAGAGCUCUGUUUCGCCGGAGUGGACGAUGGGGGCGUGGCCUACCCAUGUAGCCCCGCCCUCUUGCCCCGCCUCUCAAGCUCCUCCUCUUACGCGGGGGAGGGGGAGGAGGGGGAGGCAAGGGGCGGAGCCAGGAGGAGGCGGGACUUCUCUGAGGAGGGAGACAGCGACCUGGAGGAGGAGGAGGAGGGCGUGCUGACUCUGGUGCUGCCCCCCCCCAAAACAGACAGACAGGACUCUGUGGAG
Molecule: messenger RNA, 1163 nt
Organism: Notothenia coriiceps (black rockcod)
Lineage: Eukaryota; Metazoa; Chordata; Actinopteri; Perciformes; Nototheniidae
Source: RefSeq, a predicted model, not a curated record